AUGGAGGAUCACAUGUUCAGUGUUCAGCAAAUCCAGCCCAACGUCAUCUCUGUCCGCCUCUUUAAGCGCAAAGUGGGAGGCCUGGGGUUCUUGGUGAAGGAGAGGGUCAGCAAGCCCCCCGUGAUCAUCUCCGACCUGAUCCGAGGAGGUGCCGCAGAGCAGAGCGGCCUCAUCCAGGCCGGAGACAUCAUCCUGGCAGUCAACGGCCGGCCCUUGGUGGACCUGAGCUACGACAGUGCCCUGGAGGUGCUCCGGAGCAUCGCCUCCGAGACCCACGUGGUCCUGAUUCUCAGGGGCCCCGAGGGCUUCACCACACACCUGGAGACCACCUUCACCGGGGACGGGACCCCCAAGACCAUCCGGGUGACGCAGCCCCUGGGUCCCCCCACCAAAGCCGUUGAUCUGUCCCAACAGCCAUCGACCGGCAAAGAGCAGCCACUGGCGGUGGACGGGGCUGCGGGGCCUGGGAACAGGCCCCAGCACGCCCAGGACAGUGGACAGAAAGCCGGCUUGCUCUCACACGCCAACGGCCUGGCCCCACGGCCCCCAGGCAAGGACGCUGCCAAGAAAAGUGCCCACAGCAGCUUGCUGGGCAGCGGGGAGAACAACGAACUGCUCCAGGAGAUAGAGCCAGUGCUGACUCUUCUCAGCAGUGGGGGCAGAGGGAUCAACAGAGGGGCACCUGUGAAGGUGGAGACAAGAGAUGCAGAAGUUCAGGUGAACAGAGAUGUGGAUGGCAAGUCACACAAGCCUCUGCCCCUCAGCGUGGAGAAUGACUGUGUCCUCGGCGACCUGUGGGGGAAGGGCAACAUGCCUGUCGUCCUCAACAACCCGUAUUCAGAGAAAGAGCAGCCCCCUGCCUCGGGAAAGCAGUCCCCCACCAAGAAUGGCAGCCCCUCCAAGUGCCCCCGAUUCCUCAAGGUCAAGAACUGGGAGACGGACGUGGUUCUCACUGACACCCUCCACCUUAAGAGCACGUUGGAAACGGGAUGCACCAGCCACAUCUGUAUGGGUUCCAUCAUGCUCCCUCCUCAACACAUACGAAGGCCUGAAGAUGUCCACACAAAAGAACAGCUCUUCCCUCUCGCCAAAGAGUUUAUCGAUCAGUACUACUCGUCAAUUAAAAGGUUUGGCUCCAAAGCCCACAUGGAUAGGCUGGAAGAGGUGAACAAAGAGAUCGGAAGCACCCACACGUACCAACUCAAGGACACGGAGCUCAUCUACGGGGCCAAGCACGCCUGGAGGAACGCUGCCCGCUGUGUGGGCAGGAUCCAGUGGUCCAAGCUGCAGGUGUUUGAUGCCCGAGACUGCACCACGGCUCACGGGAUGUUCAAUUACAUCUGCAACCACAUCAAGUAUGCCACCAACAAGGGGAACCUCAGGUCUGCCAUCACCAUAUUUCCCCAGAGGACAGACGGCAAACAUGACUUCAGAGUCUGGAACGCGCAGCUCAUCCGCUAUGCUGGCUACAAGCAGCCCGAUGGCUCCAUCCUGGGGGACCCAGGCAACGUGGAGUUCACAGAGAUUUGCAUACAGCAGGGCUGGAAGCCCCCGAGAGGCCGCUUCGACAUCCUGCCGCUGCUGCUGCAGGCCAACGGCCACGACCCAGAGCUCUUCCAGAUCCCGCCAGAGCUGGUGUUGGAGGUGCCCAUCAGGCACCCCAAGUUCGAGUGGUUCAAGAGCCUGGGCUUGAAGUGGUACGGCCUCCCCGCAGUGUCCAACAUGCUUCUGGAGAUUGGCGGCCUGGAGUUCAGCGCCUGCCCCUUUAGUGGCUGGUACAUGGGCACGGAGAUUGGCGUCCGCGACUACUGUGACAAUUCACGCUACAACAUCCUGGAGGAAGUGGCCAAGAAGAUGAACUUGGACAUGCGGAAGACGUCCUCCCUGUGGAAGGACCAGGCACUGGUGGAGAUCAACAUCGCAGUUCUCUACAGCUUCCAGAGCGACAAAGUGACCAUCGUGGACCACCACUCAGCCACCGAGUCCUUCAUCAAGCACAUGGAGAACGAGUACCGCUGCCGGGGAGGCUGCCCGGCCGACUGGGUGUGGAUUGUGCCCCCCAUGUCCGGCAGCAUCACCCCCGUCUUCCACCAGGAGAUGCUCAACUACCGGCUCACGCCCUCCUUCGAAUACCAGCCUGAUCCCUGGAACACCCACGUCUGGAAAGGCACAAACGGGACCCCUACAAAGCGGCGGGCCAUCGGCUUCAAGAAGCUGGCGGAAGCCGUCAAGUUCUCAGCCAAGCUGAUGGGGCAGGCAAUGGCCAAGAGGGUCAAAGCGACCAUCCUCUAUGCCACAGAGACGGGCAAAUCACAAGCCUAUGCCAAGACGUUGUGUGAGAUCUUCAAACAUGCUUUCGACGCCAAGGUGAUGUCCAUGGAAGAAUAUGACAUCGUGCACCUGGAACACGAAACGUUGGUUCUGGUGGUUACCAGCACGUUUGGCAAUGGGGACCCCCCUGAGAAUGGGGAGAAAUUUGGCUGUGCUUUGAUGGAAAUGAGACACCCUAACUCCAUGCAGGAAGAAAGAAAGUACCCGGAACCCUUGCGUUUCUUUCCCCGUAAAGGGCCUCCCUUCCCCAGAGAUGACCCAGAAGUCUGUGGUCUGGCUGCAGCCCGUGAUAGCCAUGACAGGAGCUACAAGGUCCGAUUCAACAGUGUCUCCUCCUACUCCGACUCCCGCAAAUCAUCGGGUGAUGGGCCCGACCUCAGAGACAACUUUGAGAGUGCCGGACCCCUGGCAAAUGUGAGGUUCUCAGUGUUCGGCCUUGGCUCACGGGCAUACCCUCACUUCUGUGCCUUCGGACAUGCCGUGGACACCCUCCUGGAAGAGCUGGGCGGGGAGAGGAUCCUGAAGAUGAGGGAGGGGGAUGAGCUCUGUGGGCAGGAAGAGGCUUUCAGGACCUGGGCCAAGAAGGUCUUCAAGGCAGCCUGUGAUGUGUUCUGUGUGGGAGACGAUGUCAACAUUGAGAAGGCAAACAACUCCCUCAUCAGCAAUGACCGCAGCUGGAAGAGGAACAAGUUCCGCCUCACCUACGUAGCCGAAGCGCCUGAACUUACACAAGGUCUAUCCAAUGUCCACAAAAAGAGGGUCUCAGCUGCUCGACUUCUCAGCCGUCAAAACCUUCAGAGUCCUAAAUCCAGCCGAUCCACCAUCUUCGUGCGACUCCACACCAAUGGGAAUCAGGAGCUGCAGUACCAGCCUGGGGACCACCUGGGCGUCUUCCCCGGCAACCACGAGGAUCUAGUGAAUGCCCUGAUGGAGAGGCUGGAAGACGCACCCCCUGCCAACCAGCUAGUGAAGGUGGAGCUGCUGGAGGAGCGGAACACGGCUUUGGGAGUCAUCAGUAACUGGACAGACGAGCACCGCCUCCCGCCCUGCACCAUCUUCCAAGCCUUCAAGUACUACCUGGACAUCACCACGCCGCCCACGCCCCUGCAGCUGCAGCAGUUUGCCUCCCUGGCUACCAGCGAGACAGAGAAGCAGCGGCUGCUGGUCCUCAGCAAGGGCUUGCAGGAGUAUGAGGAGUGGAAAUGGGGCAAGAACCCGACCAUCGUGGAGGUGCUGGAGGAGUUCCCGUCCGUCCAGAUGCCCACGACCCUGCUUCUGACCCAGCUGUCCCUGCUGCAGCCUCGCUACUACUCCAUCAGCUCCUCCCCGGACAUGUACCCCGACGAGGUGCACCUCACCGUGGCCGUCGUUUCCUACCGCACCCGAGAUGGAGAAGGACCACUUCACCAUGGCGUGUGCUCCUCCUGGCUCAACCAAAUACAGGCUGACGAGGUGGUCCCCUGCUUUGUGAGAGGGGCACCCAGCUUCCACCUGCCCCGAAACCCCCAAGUGCCCUGCAUCCUGGUCGGCCCGGGCACCGGCAUCGCCCCUUUCCGAAGCUUCUGGCAGCAGCGGCAGUUUGAUAUCCAGCACAAAGGGAUGAGUCCCUGCCCCAUGGUCCUGGUCUUCGGGUGCCGGCAAUCCAAGAUAGACCACAUCUACCGGGAGGAGACCCUGCAGGCCAAGAACAAGGGGGUCUUCAGAGAACUGUACACAGCCUACUCCCGGGAGCCAGAGAAGCCAAAGAAAUAUGUGCAGGACAUCCUGCAGGAGCAGCUGGCUGAACCUGUGUACCGAGCCCUGAAGGAGCAAGGGGGCCACAUUUAUGUCUGCGGGGACGUCACCAUGGCCGCCGAUGUCCUCAAAGCCAUCCAGCGCAUCAUGACCCAGCAGGGGAAGCUGUCGGUGGAGGACGCUGGCGUGUUCAUCAGCAGGCUGAGGGAUGACAACCGGUACCAUGAGGAUAUAUUUGGGGUCACCUUGCGGACGUACGAAGUGACCAAUCGCCUUAGAUCUGAGUCCAUUGCCUUCAUUGAAGAGAGCAAAAAAGAUACAGACGAGGUUUUCAGCUCCUAACUGUACCGUUGUGCCCUGAUGGAUCUGGAGGUGGGCGCCCCGUGCCCUCCCUGGCGGGGACGGCUGGGCUGCAGCUUUUGUAAGUGCGGACACUGCUGAACCUUUUCUACGGGCCUCCACGUGACCCCGCUGUCGCCACGUCUGGUCUCCCUCUUCUGGGUUCCCACCCUCUGUGGUCUCCUCGGCCCUCUUCGGUUCUCUCCUUGAGUUUUCCUGCUGCACUGAAAUGGCUUUGUAAUCCGUGUGGCUUUUACGAGACUCUGGUCCCCCUCUCUCGUCCCUGCAAGAGCAGAUCGCGAGUGCAUGAAAACCCUGGGACGCGGCCCUCGCUCUGGUUAGGGCUUGUUUUCCCGCCGUUCCCCAGGAAAUGCCCCAGGGACUGGACAGAACCUGCCGGGUCAGCUCCUCUGCAGCUGAAGUCUCCCCUUAUCCGUUUUCAUGGUGAUGUUUCGGUCGAGCUGUGCGUGUGCCGGGCCCGGGACUCUGUCUGUCCUCUUGUCUGUGCAAGCCAGUUGCCUACAGACUAUAGGUGCCAAGAAACAUGCCCCCGGCCCGUACUAAUUCCUCGUGCAUCUGUAAUUAAGGGUCUGUGCAGCACUUGGAAGGACCCUAAUUGGUCUUGGUUGUAAAGGGCUGGGGACAGGGAUAUGAUGAUGAAGGGGAAAAUCUCCCCGUGAAAGGGGGAAUCACAAAACUAAAUGCAUUUAGAUUCCAACACCAGUUAGGGGAGCCCAUUCAUUCGGCCACGUCCCUUAACCCCCUCCCCAGGCAAAUCCAUCCGGAAGCAAUGUUGUCCAAGGGAAUUGUGGAAAUAAGGCUCUUCCUGUCUUUGCCACUGAGCCACAGUGUGACUUCGGCUAAGUCACUCUUCCUCAUAUAGCCACGAAGCUACAGAGCAUGAGUGGAUUGAACUUUACGAUUUAGGAGACUGGCAACACUGUCAGUGGAGAACCUCAUGGUUAUUUUUUUAUUCCCCAAAACGAGGUUUGCUGCUUCGCCCUUAGGGAUAAAAUACUGGGUGCCGGUUAGAGCAGAACUCAUUGGAGAAGAACUCUGUUAUGGAGUGUCCUGUUGCUUCCUCUAUAGGAACAACAGUGCAGGAUGGAGGGACCUGGCCCUUGGUCUUUUGGCCUUUUAGAAAUGAUCCCUCAAUUUUUAAUAUCAUAAAAGUAUUUUGACCAGUAGAUUAUCCCGGACUCAGAUAAAAAGUGGACAGCAAGCUCUUCAGCGGGAAUUGGGGCCGAUGCAAUUUCCUCCUGGGAGGCAACCUGCUGAGCUUGCCCUCUCGGAGUAAAGGGGCGGGCAAUGAGUCCCUUUUCACACUUAAGUGCUAAAAUUUGGUGUCAGGCAGCACCCGGAGAGAGCCAAGAAAUUCCAGUGACACCUUCCAGCCUCGCGGGAUUACCCCAGGGAUGGAAGGAAACGUAAGGCUUGUUCUGUCCUUCUGUUUUGUUUUGUUUUGUCAUCCAGAAAAACUGCAUUUCCUUUACGUACUGUGCACUGGGCAUUUCUUUCUUGAUGCUCAGUUUGGGAGUCUCCAGAGAAAACAAGCUCUGGUCCUCUUUAAAAAGGGCCUUGCAAUGGGGUAUGGCGAGUGCAAAAGAGCUAACACAGGAGAGUCUUAACAGCUAAAGGGAAAACAAUGUAUUGUCCUUCUUCAUCCUUCCCAGCACAAGGAAUUCAAAUACAAGUAGCUUCUCUCCCAGGGGCUCUCUUUCCAUCCAUUUGAGCUCCACCAAAGAGGAAUUUAUCAGUGCUCCCCUCUCCAAAUCAAGCCUUAUACAUGAAGCCUUUUCCAUCAAGAAAUAAAUGCUUAUGAGCCCUUAGAUGUGCCAGGUACCAUCUUUACACACAUCAUCUCGUUUUAUCAGGGAAUCCAGAGAAACGAUUGCAUAACUAAAAUUCCUCUUUCUUCCCAAGAAAGAUUUUUAUUUUUCAGUAAACACCUUUCAAUUCCCAACACAACCUGCUUCAUCACCCCUGGCUGGAAGACAGGACACUGGUCUUCUGUGUUUGUCUCACUUGCUAGAGUUCUUGAUAUCAAAAAGCCCCCCUGUAACGAGUCAAGAGUCCCAGUGGUGCCCUGAUUCAGGUUUCUAGGAGACUCUGAUUCAGGGUAGGUAGAUGCUGCCCUCUUGUGGUGGUUUUUCGUUCGGCCCCCAGUAGCCAACAAUAUGUGUGCAAACUGGUUUAGCAAUAGGUGUGCAAAUUGGUUUAGCAAAUUAUGGUUUAGGUGAUGAAAGACAUGGUUUACUGGGCAUUUUCGGAUUGCCAUAGUAACAGGCCAUUUCUUUCUCUCUCUGUCUUGAUUUGAUCUGUAUGGCUCCAACCCCAUUUCAUGAGAAUGACCUUGAAAUACAGUUCGGCCAUCACUGUGAAUCCAGUGCCUGGAUCUUGUGAUUGAGGAAGAAUAGAUAGAUGUUAAACUCCUUGGGAAGAGAGAGAGCUUCUUAGUUUCCUUGGAAUGGAGUGUCUGUCUUUGUUGGGGAAUGCUUCAGAGCCACCAAAGUGGGGUUUGGAAGCAGAUCUGAGUCCACAUACCAACUGUGCCCCUCUUUGUGCACAUCAGGGUGGAUUAAAGGAGAUAAUGCCCAUAAAAUGCCCAUGUACAGUUCCUGGCCCAUAGUAAGCUAUUGGGGCCUUUUUUUAUUUUUUAUUUUUUCAUUUAAUUUACAACAUUUAUUCUUCUCCCAUAAGUGGAAGACAUCGUGGAGUAGACAGAAAUAAGCAAAACCUGGUUCUGCUCUUAUAAAAGGUUAAAGUCGAGUAGGCAGGGGUUCGAGUAAUGGGUGGGAUUCCACCAGCAGAUUUUGAGAGGCAAGAGUUUGCCAGGCUGUGGGAAGAGUGAGAGGACAGGCACGGACGGGGAGCAGUGGGGUAAUUCGGGGACUGCUUCAGCUGUAGCCCAGCCUGGGUGGGGGUGGUGAGAGCAAAGACUGGGAAGGUGGACAGGUGUCAGGUGAGUGGCAUGUCAGGGAAAUUAGACUUCAUUUGGCAGGCAACAGGGAGUCCUUGGGAGCGGCUUUCAAGGGGAAAUUAAGGCCCUUGGAGUUAUGCCUGGGAAAGAAUGUUCUGGUGGUAGCAAAGGACCUCAUGGCUAGCUGGUUGAGCCAGUAGUGAGUUAUUGCAGUACUCAAGGAUUGAAUGAAGGUAGAAGCAGAUGAAAGAAUGAAGAUAUUCCAGAGAUUGAGUCAACAGGACCCGGCAACCCAUCUGCUACUUAGGAUGGGGACAAAAGUGAAAUGAGUCUUCCACUCACUGAGGAAGGGCACACAUGAGGACAAACAGGUUCAGGGGAAAGAUGAGUUUGAGGUACUGAUAUGACAGCCAGCUUCUCCCUGAGUUGAUUGUGUGAAUCCUUCCAAGCUCCAGCCAUGCCUGGGGACAUAGGAAGAAAAUGGAUCCCUGUCAAUAGGUAUUGAUCUAAGAACCACAGGAUUUUCUUGCCAGACACAGCUCUUGGCAGCCUCCUGCUUCUGGCUUCCAAAGGGGUCAGGUUUUGCCCUGAGCCCAAAACAAGUGAGAGCUUCUCUGACCCAGAUCGUGGGGCCAGUGGUUCCUGCCAGGAUGGGUAAGCCGUGUCAGGACCCCUCACCCCUCCAGCACCAGGCCCCCAGUUACGGCCUUUUAAUGUGGCAUUAGGAAAAUGCUGGACUUCUGGAGGUUGUUUUAGUCUGGCCGUGAGUACUUGUCUAUUUCUCUGUCUACUGGCCUGGAUCUCCAGCAUGGCAGUUGCCCCACCUUACCAUCAAAGCCUUCUCUGUGAAUUGGCAAGUUGGUCUGAGGAUGCAAGGAGGAAGAAAUUCUACUCUAGGCUUCCUACAUAACCUUUCCAUACCCUGUUGUCCCCCAACUCUUGGAAAGCCUCCAGCAUCCAAAUAUCCCACGUGGCUCAAGAUUUAAAGGCUGGGGGCUCGGAUGGAGGACACAUGGUUCAGAGAAGCUGAGGGAGGGGCCCCUGCCUCCCAGCAGAUGAGCACAGCUGGUCCCCACGGACAUGGAUUUGGUCUCUGGGAGCUGACACCAGCCUGGCCUCUUCCUCUUUCUCUCACACCCACCCCACUCUUGGGUUCACAGCUAGUCCCUGCCUGGUAACAAAAGGGCCCAAGAGGAAAAGCCACCUUUCCCCAAAGGAUGUGUCUCAGACUUGGAAGUCCAGGUACACUUUUUUCUCCCCUGGAAAACAGAGUCUGUUUGGGGCCUGUUUUCUAUGAAUUCUUGUCAAAGCCACACGCCAGGGAGGUGACCAGAAGUGAAUACACCUUUGGACUUUUAUGAAUUUGUUUUGACCCAGAAUGUCUGAACAGUACUGAACAAGCAGGACAUGUUUGCCUGGUCCAGAAGAGAGCCCGUUAUUAACGAUGAGGCCCCGGCUGGCAGGAACAAAUCUGUCCUAAGAGGCCGCUUCCCCGAGUCCUGUAGACAGUGGCUCCCUGAUAUCAAAGUGCCCAGACCUUGGGCUCCUAAGCUUUAGGAGACUUUGUCAUUGGGGGAGCCACGCUGGUCACUGUAGGAUGUUGGCCCACGACAUGCCAACAGCACCAUCUGGCAGCUGUGACAACCAAAUAUGUCUUCAGACAUUGUGCAAUGUCCCCUGGGGCGCUAAAUCACUCCUGGUUUUGAACCACUGCUCUCGGCCUUCAGGGGGUACAAAAUCUCAAUGGGCAACCCCAGGCUUUCUCAUCAGAAAGGAAUCAGUAAGCAGAGCAUCCCUCAACCCAAUGGUUUCUUUCCCAUCGCCAGCUGCCAAACUGAAAUUCUGAGGAUUUCUAGAGAAAAAAAAAAAUGUGGUUUCACAAAUUCUCCCUCCCAAGCCAAAAGGAUGGACCAGUUCCGUUCCCAUAGGAUUCUAUGAUCUCGGUGUUAAUUCCAGCCAAGUCCCACACCCCUCUGCUCUGCCUUCACCAUUUGGUUGUCAUGUUGUUGUUGUGAUAUGGACCCUCUCCGGGCUCAGCAGUGGUUUUCCAGAAGGCCGAGAGCGGGCAGUCCCACCGCAUCGUAGAACCCACAGGUUUCCAUUCCAGGGCUGGGGAGGCUGGGGAGGUGGGCAGGGCCGGUGUUAUAUCUUGCCCCGCUCUCCACCAUGCUGUCGGAAACUCGGACUUUCCCCCUACCUCUGAGCUCUCAAUGCUGCUAAAUCUCUGCCAAGCGUCCCGUGUGCUCCAGCACCUUCCUCGAAGGACAGACUCCCACCCCCGCCGUUCGCGCGGUUGCCCAGGCUGUGCUCGCCGCAUGCUCUUCUGUAUAGUUCUCAUCUUCUAAUUUUAUGGAAAUCAACAAAAGUCUACUUAUGCCUGUUUGCAUUAUGGUUACCAUAUUAAAAGUGGAU
Molecule: messenger RNA, 9736 nt
Organism: Choloepus didactylus (southern two-toed sloth)
Lineage: Eukaryota; Metazoa; Chordata; Mammalia; Pilosa; Megalonychidae
Gene: NOS1
Product: nitric oxide synthase 1
Exons: 29
Coding region: 1-4407 (1468 amino acids)
Biological process (GO): nitric oxide biosynthetic process
Molecular function (GO): calmodulin binding; FMN binding; NADP binding
Source: RefSeq, a predicted model, not a curated record